AUUUGGAAUCUACUGGUUUAAAUGGAUAUAAUGAAUUGAAUUCAACCCAGGAAAUCAUAAAGAUGGUCUUUCCUAUAGAAUAUGAAAAUCAAAUCAGAAGUUUAGUGCAAAAUAAAGAAAAUAUCAAUCCAACAAAUAUAACAUUUUCUGAUCAAAUUAAAAUACUUUCAAAUCAAGUUGUAGAUGUAAAAUGCUUACCUACAGGAUUCAGUACAAGUUUUUCACCUUCUACAAAUACUUGUAACUAUUGCUAUAACAUACUGAAUGAAGGAGAGGUUUUAACCUGUGGUCAUGGAUACCAUUAUAAAUGUUAUGAUAAAUUAUAUUACAGUUGCAACCAUUGUAAAGAAUAUUAUAAGAAAGGUAUUAAUUAUAAUGUAAAGAUGUUCAUUAAAUGUUUAGAAAAAGGUUUGAAUGUUCUUACUAAUGAGAAACUACAAGACAAAGAAGAGUCCACCCCAACAGCAGAUGAUUCUGAUGAUCAAACAGAGCUAGAAAGCAUUUCAGAAGUCCAUAAUAAUUUUGUAAAUGCACUUGAGGCAAUGUCUUGCUAG
Messenger RNA from Cetraspora pellucida, 554 nucleotides. NCBI's taxonomy places the organism in Eukaryota, Fungi, Glomeromycota, Glomeromycetes, Diversisporales, Gigasporaceae. The record is from the annotation of a GenBank genome assembly.